This is a messenger RNA of Drosophila obscura, 745 nucleotides long. RefSeq lists its product as uncharacterized. Bases 179 to 634 code for a protein of 151 amino acids. The record is from RefSeq and is a predicted model, not a curated record. Lineage: Eukaryota; Metazoa; Arthropoda; Insecta; Diptera; Drosophilidae. The transcript is spliced from 2 exons.
UCAUAUCAUCCCUAUUUAGCACUACACUGUUUUUUUUUGAUAAUGAAUUUCAUUAAAAAAUAAAGGAAGUGUGUCGCCCUGCUCCCUGCUUGUGAUAGAAUAAAUAAAAAAAAUCAGUGUCUGCUACCGGCCCCAAUACAGCUAAAACUGCAACAAAACUAUACCACACUACACGACUAUGCCAUUUAAAAAAAUAAUAAAGGGAAAUUUUCAGCUCAAUAGUAUGUCACAUGAGGAGCUGCAAGAAUGGACCACCAAAAUCCUGUGCGAAGCUCAGUGCGAAAAUGCAGUGAACCAAAAUCUGGAGUUGACACGAUUGUACUCCACUAAUGUGCUCUCUAGGGUGUCCCAUUUUGAGCGAAAUGCCAUCGAUGCAGCCAUAGCCUACCACGGUCUUUUCAUGAAUAAUGCCCAUCAAGAAACUUCCACAAUCGAUGAGGAACAGCAACCGCCUCCAGUGCGUCGACAGCGCCUGUGGCUACCGCAGUCUAAAUUAAGCAACGAUUUAUUAAUCGAGCCAGGGCAGAGCAAAAAAAAAAAGCAAUCGCACAAAAACAGGAAUCAGGAUUUAUACAUUAACGAGGCUGUUAUAUUGGAGACCAUUAACACUCUCGGUCUACGCCGCACAACUUAACUAAAGCUUCGGGGUUGUACAAACACAUCCAUGUGUGGUUGCAUACAAAUAUUUAAUAUUUUUUAGAAGGAAAUAAAUUCAAUAUCUUUAGGUGAAUUUAAAACAAUAAAA